Molecule: messenger RNA, 678 nt
Organism: Acanthocheilonema viteae
Lineage: Eukaryota; Metazoa; Nematoda; Chromadorea; Rhabditida; Onchocercidae
Source: the annotation of a GenBank genome assembly
AUGUAUCGGCUGAAACUGAUAUGCAGACGAUUUAACGAUGUAUUGGAAAAUAAUGCGAAGACAUUACCACGAUAUCAAGUUUCUGGACUUCGGAUUCGGUCAAAAAAUGUGGGACCGUUGGGCGACUUUACAAUCGUUUAUCGCUAUGGUACAGGUGCUUUCGAACCUCCAUGUGCUUGUUUGGAUUUAACUGAUAUGCCAUCGUUUUUGAGGCAUGACAUAAUAAAUGGUUUUAUACACGUAGAUAAAAUGGAUCUUACGGAUGGGCUCUUCAUAGCAUUGAAUGAAUUGACUUAUGGUGAAAAUGUGCAAAAAAUAAUUUUUUCGAAAAUUCUCUCGGUCAGUCUUACUCCUGAAAAUGGAAUCUGCACAUUUUUGGAUAAAUUUCCCGGAUUGUUGGAUCUGUGGUUCUUCGGCUUUUAUGAGGAGCAUGAACUCGGUCUUAAUCAUAGUCAAAUAGUGAAGCAAAUGUACAGAAGUAAACAUGGCAAUGGAAUAUUUACGGCAAAAGAAAUAGAGAAAAUGAUGGGACAGUUGCAAUAUAGAAGAAAAAAACGAAAGAAGCGAUCUGAGAUGAGAGCAGCAAUUCGGAAAAAAACAGUAAUUCGAAGUAAUAUGUCAGCUCAAAGUAAAAGUGGAGCAGCAAGAAGUAAAACUUCUAAAGGAAAGAGUGUUUGA